Messenger RNA from Sorghum bicolor (sorghum), 1708 nucleotides. Its product is annotated as alcohol dehydrogenase 2. The transcript has 9 exons. Gene Ontology annotation, cellular component: cytosol. Gene Ontology annotation, molecular function: zinc ion binding; S-(hydroxymethyl)glutathione dehydrogenase [NAD(P)+] activity. The record is from RefSeq and is a predicted model, not a curated record. NCBI's taxonomy places the organism in Eukaryota, Viridiplantae, Streptophyta, Magnoliopsida, Poales, Poaceae. The coding region runs from base 224 to 1363 and encodes 379 amino acids. Gene Ontology annotation, biological process: formaldehyde catabolic process.
CCGCUACAGUCCAGGCAUUCUCGCUUAGUCCUAGACCACUAUAUAUACAGUACUCGUCCCCGCUUUCUUCCUCGCCAACUUCUCAUCAUCAGCCAAGUGUAAAGGGUGCGAAGAAACAGCAGCAAAAGGAUUCCAUUCUCGUGUUCUUGGAGUGGUCCAUCGAGCUUCGUCAGGGAGAGCUAUUGAGAGAGAGAGAGAGAGAGAGAGAGAGAGAGAGCAAGCAAUGGCGACCGCAGGGAAAGUGAUCAAGUGCAAAGCCGCCGUGGCGUGGGAGGCCAGCAAGCCGCUGUCGAUCGAGGAGGUGGAGGUGGCGCCGCCGCAGGCCAUGGAGGUGCGCGUCAAGAUCCUCUACACCGCGCUCUGCCACACCGACGUCUACUUCUGGGAGGCCAAGGGCCAAACUCCGGUGUUCCCCAGGAUCUUAGGACACGAAGCGGGAGGCAUCGUGGAGAGCGUUGGGGAGGGUGUGACCGAGCUCGCACCAGGCGACCAUGUCCUCCCGGUGUUCACCGGCGAGUGCAAGGAGUGUGCCCACUGCAAAUCCGAGGAGAGCAACAUGUGUGACCUCCUCAGGAUCAACGUCGACCGCGGCGUGAUGAUCGGCGACGGGAAGUCCCGCUUCACCAUCAACGGGCAGCCCAUCUUCCACUUCGUUGGGACAUCCACCUUCAGCGAGUACACCGUCAUCCAUGUCGGCUGCCUCGCCAAGAUCAACCCGGAGGCGCCUCUCGACAAAGUCUGUAUCCUGAGCUGUGGUAUCUCAACUGGCCUUGGCGCAACACUGAAUGUGGCAAAACCAGUAAAGGGUUCGACAGUGGCGAUUUUCGGUCUUGGUGCUGUGGGCCUUGCUGCUAUGGAAGGUGCUAGACUGGCUGGAGCAUCAAGAAUCUUCGGUGUGGACAUCAACCCAGCAAAAUACGAGCAAGCUAAGAAAUUUGGCUGCACUGAUUUCGUUAACCCUAAGGACCACGACAAGCCAGUGCAAGAGGUACUGAUUGAGCUGACCAAUGGUGGUGUCGACCGCAGCGUGGAGUGCACCGGCAACGUGAACGCCAUGAUAUCUGCCUUCGAAUGUGUUCACGACGGAUGGGGUGUCGCCGUGCUGGUUGGUGUGCCACACAGGGAGGAUCAGUUCAAGACCCACCCCAUGAACUUCCUCAACGAGAAGACUCUCAAGGGGACCUUCUUCGGCAACUACAAGCCCCGCACUGACCUGCCCAAUGUCGUCGAGAUGUACAUGAAGAAGGAGCUGGAGCUGGAGAAGUUCAUCACGCACAGCGUGCCCUUCUCGGAGAUCAACACGGCGUUCGACCUGAUGCUCAAGGGGGAGAGCCUGCGCUGCAUCAUGAGAAUGGAGGACUAGAGCUUCAUUGCAAGCUUUGCUUCUGCAUCCAUGCUGCAUAUAUACCAACGGACAUGAAAAGUUGAAGACGCUUCUCCCUUGUGCAGUACAUACAGUAGCAAUAAAUUGUUAACGUUUGUCCUGACAGACACACGGCCAUGCCCAUCCUGUAUUCUGUUUCACGGUUUCAUCUUUAUUGUCAGUGUGUGAUGUGUGUGGUCAGGUUUAAUUUCAGCCCUUCUUAGAAAACCCAAAAAAAGAAGAAGAAAAAAGAAGUUUGUGGCCAGCUUUUAGAGUCCCUUUAUCACCUGUAUGUAAUUAUUACCAUUUUGCAUAACAAUAAUGAAAUAUUGUUGUCAGUGUUAA